This is a messenger RNA of Hemibagrus wyckioides, 734 nucleotides long. Its product is annotated as protein CutA homolog. The record is from RefSeq and is a predicted model, not a curated record. The transcript is spliced from 6 exons. Gene Ontology annotation, biological process: response to metal ion. Gene Ontology annotation, molecular function: copper ion binding. Lineage: Eukaryota; Metazoa; Chordata; Actinopteri; Siluriformes; Bagridae. The coding region runs from base 145 to 528 and encodes 127 amino acids.
GGAAUAUUGAAAAGAUUUGUUUAAAAAGCGGUAGGAUUUUGCGACAGUUAUGUAGUCGUUUACGGCAGUCGCAGUCAUGCGCACUAAGGCAAAUCCAGACCAGCGUUACACCCGCUGGAAGAGACAGUGGUUCUGAGCGUGUUGAUGCUCCCGCUGUUGAGGACUGUGGGAUUGCGUGCGUUCUCCAUGGCAACCGAAGCGUAUUCCUCCGGUACUCACUCCGCAGCCUUCGUCACCUGCCCCAAUGACACCGUGGCCAAAGACCUGGCCAGAGGGAUAGUGGAAAAGAAGCUGGCAGCCUGCGUGAACAUAGUGCCAAAAAUCACAUCAGUAUAUGAAUGGCAAGGGAAGAUCGAAGAAGACAGUGAAGUGUUGCUGAUGAUUAAGACAAGGACUACAAAGAUCUCUGCUCUCGCUGAAUAUGUUAGGUCUAAUCAUCCGUAUGAAGUGGCCGAGGUCAUUAGCUUGCCCAUUGAUCAGGGAAACCCUCCCUACCUGAAGUGGAUCGGAGACAUUGUGCCUGAAUAAAUGAGCAGUCAGGAGUAACAAAAAAAAUAUCCUCACCAGAUCCUGGGAAAUACUUUCAUUAGGGUUCAUUAGGAAGGCAUCAAUCUUCAUUUAUUAUUUGAUCUGAAAAUGCUGUUAGACCUGCUGCACACUGCACUCAUAAUGUACAGCUUUUACAUGAAAUCAUUUCAAUUUCUCUUUAAUAAAAUACUGUUCUAAAAAUCUGA